Molecule: messenger RNA, 1506 nt
Organism: Pediculus humanus corporis (human body louse)
Lineage: Eukaryota; Metazoa; Arthropoda; Insecta; Psocodea; Pediculidae
Product: Xaa-Pro aminopeptidase, putative
Exons: 8
Coding region: 1-1506 (501 amino acids)
Cellular component (GO): mitochondrion
Molecular function (GO): manganese ion binding; metalloaminopeptidase activity
Source: RefSeq, a predicted model, not a curated record
AUGCACAGUACUAGAAGCAAAGUAUUGUAUAAAAAAAACAUACCUUUAUUAUCUAGAUAUACUCAUAAUAAAAUUUUUCAAAGACAAAUUAAAACUAUACCCAAUCCUUCAGAUAAUAUCCUGAACAAUUUUGGGCAGCCUACUCAUAACACACAUCCCCACAGAAUAUUGGAGGGGGAGGUUAUACCAGGAAUCAAACUUGAAGAACUUAAAGCAAGAAGAGCCAAACUUAUUGAAAGUAUGAAAUCGUUUUGUGUUCAAAAUGGCUUUAAUAAUAGAACAUUAAUGGUUGUCGUUCCUUCAUCUUAUAAAAAAUAUAUGACUGAAAAGAUACCUUAUGUAUUUCGGCAAAAUUCAGAUUUUCUUUAUUUAACUGGAUGUAUGGAGCCAGACAGCAUUUUGGUUUUAAUUAGUCAAAAUGAUAAUUAUGAAAGUAUAAUUUUUAUGAGAGGUAAAGAUCCAGCUUCUGAACUAUGGGACGGACCAAGAACUGGUGUUAAUCAAGCUGUAGAGUUAUUCGGAGUAGAUAAAUCAUUGCCUUUACACGAAUUUGAAGAUUUUACACAUUAUUUAAUUAAGCAAAAUAGGGAUUGCAUGCUGUGGUAUGACUACAUAUCGGAAAUUCAUCCGAAAGUUCACAAAAUGAUGCAAAAAUUUUUAACACAAUCCUGGAAUAAGGUUUGGGAAUCUCCAAAACCAUUUAUUCACAGACUUAGAUUAUAUAAAUCCGUUGCCGAACAAGAACUCAUGAAACAAUCUUGUUUAAUAGCAUCCAAAGCAAUAAAAAAUGCAAUGAUAAAUAGUAGUUCACCGAUUAAUGAAGCCAGUAUUCAAGCUCAAGUGGAUUUUGAAUGCAGAAUGAAUGGUGCAGAAUAUUUAGCUUAUCCUCCGGUUGUAGCCUCCGGUAAUCGAGCCAACAUAAUUCAUUAUAUUAAUAACGAUCAAAUGGUGGAAAGAGAAGAUCUUGUUUUAAUGGAUGCGGGUUGCGAAUAUCACGGGUAUUGCAGUGACAUUACACGAACGUGGCCGAUAUCCGGAAAAUUUACACCGAUUCAACGUACCCUAUACGAAGUCGUUUAUUACGUUCAAAAAGAAUUGAUAGAAUUAUGCAAUGAAUUUCCCACGCUUAAUCAACUUUACGAAGCCAUGAUUGUUUUAUUAGCUAAUGGAUUAAAAGAAUCCGGAAUCGUUUCGAAUAAAUUACCCGAAGAUGAAAUGCACAAGUGCGUUUCUUUAUUUUGCCCUCAUCACGUCAGCCAUUAUCUAGGUAUGGACGUUCACGAUACUUCGUCGGUGCCACGACACAUACCCUUAGAACCAGGAAUGGUUUUUACAAUCGAACCGGGACUUUACAUUAAUCACGAUAAUAAAUAUGCGGAUCCGAAAUAUCGGGGAUUCGGUGUUAGAAUAGAAGACGACAUAUUAAUAACGAACAACGGUCCCAUAGUUCUUACAUCGUCCUGUCCAAAAGAUCCCGAAGAAAUUGAAAAAUUAAAAACUUAUUAA